CAGUGUAGCUGGGGGAGGUAUCUAGCGCUCACACGGUCACGACAGCUCUCAGUGACAGGUCGCAGGGGUAGCGCGCAGAAAGGCGAGAUAGGAGAAAGCUAAUAGAGAACAUUUGAUUUCACGGGUUUCUCUGUCAAAAAGAACGCUAAAAACUUUUGUCAUAGGGUGGAUGGACAAGAAUGCUGAAAUUUUUGUUUUACAGGGACACGUCUGCUCCAGAUCAGAUAAAAUACUUUUUGACAGUUCGGACCCGGGAGGGGGAGGGGGAGGGGCGCAUCUGCACCGAAUAGAUAAGCCGCUGAGGGUUAGGGAGACACUUUAGACCUGACUUUGGCGUCCGAGGGGAAGGGUCUUCCAGGAAAAACACAUUCUAAAAUAACACGUGGUAAGGCGGGACUUCCUGUAAAAGAGCACGUGGUAAGGCGGGACUUCCGGUAAAAAGGGGGCGGGGCCACCUGUCAAAGUUGUGACGUGGCAGCUUCUGAUUGGAAGCUGUCAAUUUUGACGAAAGGUGGUUUAUAUUCCUCUCUGUGGGUGUAAACGGAAUGAAGUGACACGACACACCUGACGGGCUUAAAUUAAAAGUCUCACCUCCUUGAAAGCAGAAACUCAUUCAGUUGCUGCCGCUGAGACGAGAAAAUGGCACAGAACAGAGAUGAGCAAGAGAUAGCGGAGGGCGUGGGGAAUAUCACACUCCAAGAUGCUCCUGCUGGACCAGAGCCAGAGCCAGUGCCAGAGCCAACGACCAGAGCUGGAUUCUUACGAUAUUAUCGCAACAUCACUCUGGAUCCAGACACAGCACACGAAAAGCUAAUUUUAUCUGAGGACGACAGAAGAGCAACAAGAGUGACAGAACCCCAGCCUUAUCCUGAUCAUCCGAACAGAUUCACUGACAAUUGUCAGGUCCUCAGCAAUGAGAGUCUGACUGGACGUCAUUACUGGGAGGUGGACCUGAGAGGGUUGAGAGCUGUUGUAGCAGUUGCAUACGGGAAUAUCAGCCGAACACCUGAAGAGUCGAUGGUGACACGAUGAGUCUCCUCUACAGAGUCCGGACCACAUUUACUGAGCCGCUGCAUGCUGGAGUUGGAAUUGGAAAUAUAAAUUCCAGUGCUGAGUUCAUUCAUCGAAGGAGAGCUGGUUAAAAAAAUAAAAAAUAAAAUGAGUUCUGCACAUUAGAGUCAUUCCUGGAUGUACAUUUAAAGAUUUAUUUCUGAGUUUGUGGUUUGAUGAAUUCAUUUUGAAUUUCUUCAUAAUUUUGCCUGUUUGGCUGUUAAUGUAUUUGGAAUAUAAUGAGGAAAUGAUCGAUACUUUGGGGAAACUGGAAAUGUGCUAUUGGUCUUUAUGUCUGGAGCUUUGGCUUUACUUUUUAUUAUGAAUGAACGUGGAAAAAUAUAGUGAAUGUGCAACACUUUUAUGGCAGUUUUUUGACACGUACAUGUUUGUUUUUAAGGUCCAUGGUGUUAGUUUUUCAUUUAAUCUUUGUACAAUAAAUAAUGUAUCAGAAUCAACAUUAGUCCUAAUCAGUGAUGAUCAUUUAAAAAAAUAAAAAAUCUCCACAUUAUGUGGAAAAUGUACAUUUAUUUUGUUGUAUUUGAUUUAAAACAACAUCAUUAUGGAAACAAACCAGCGUUUGACAGGUUAAAAUCUGCUAAAUUAAGUAAUAUUCUGAAGUUAUGAUCAGGACUAAUGUUGGUUAAAAAUGUGCUAAAUGACAGUGGUGUGGGAAAUGGUGUGUUUUAUAAUUAGCUCAGAGUGCAUAUUAAAGAGCUGUAUUGGUUCUGAGGAACAGGAAGGUGAAGAGCAUCAUUACCACGGUGUGACUGGAAUGAAACAAAGAAUCAAUAAGAAGGAGCUUAUGCUUUAUUUACUUAUUACUCAUGUGUUUGAAUGUAAGGAUGAUCAAGACAUAAAGUGAUUGAUAAUAAAAUACAGACAGUUUGUUGUAAUCAGUAAAGAACAUGAGCUUGGUGUGUGUGCAGUCUCUAAUCUUGCUUUGCAGCGGUGAAGUCAUUCCUAUGAGAGCGAUAACAACAAAACAUCAGCUGUGACAGAGGACAGCGGAACAACGCAGCAUCGGAAGGAGCAGCCGGCCUUGAUAGAUAUCCACACUGUUAGAGUAUAAGAAGACUGGGUCAGGAACAGUUAGUCUGAUUCCAUCUGAACUGACUGAACACUUGUUGUUGGUUAGGGACAGAGGAUUCAGGCCCAGAGCUCUGUAUCACAUUCAGUUUACUGUAAUAAAUACUUUGAUUUUAAGAAGAAGUCUCCUGACUGCUCCAUCAAAAGAACUGGGAGGAAACAGCCUUACACAUAUUCUGUUGGUUAAUUGUAGAAUAGGAAGGAAAAAGGAAAGGGAGGAAAUGUUAUCAUAUGUAUUUUUUGACAAGGAGUAUUUUGUCUUGAAGGUGUGAGUUUUUAAUAAAAAUCCUUGUGUCAUAAAUAUGAGUUAA
This is a messenger RNA of Acanthochromis polyacanthus (spiny chromis), 2450 nucleotides long. Its product is annotated as tripartite motif-containing protein 16-like protein. The record is from RefSeq and is a predicted model, not a curated record. The transcript has 2 exons. The coding region runs from base 640 to 1032 and encodes 130 amino acids. Lineage: Eukaryota; Metazoa; Chordata; Actinopteri; Pomacentridae.